CGCGGGGCGCACACGUCGCUCUCUUCACCACAUCUCACCACUGCGGUAGGAUCGGGGUGGCAUCAGCAGAGGAGCAGACGGCAGGCAGCCAACACAGUUCACUUGUUCCCGCUCCGCGCAACCCCAGAGGCGACUUUAUCACUUAGGAGGUACUUUUCCCUUGAAAGGACAUACAACAGCAGCAUCUCCCAGGUUUGUCCCUGCAGCCUGGCGAGAGCGAAGGAAGGAGAAGUUUUGAUCGUGUGAUUUGUGUGUGUGUUGUUUUUUUUUUUGUUUUGUUUUUUAUUUUUUAACCACAAUCCCUGUAACCUUGGAAGACUCACCUGGUUGCUGUGCGAGGAUGGGACCGCUACUCCCUUUCAUCGUGUUGUGUUUGAGCGCCGCUGUCCCGCACCGUGUGAAAGCAGAUGGUGAGGAACCAACUUCUCCAGGUCCUUGUCAUCCAAACCCCUGCCACAACAGAGGAACUUGUGAGAUCAGUGAGACUUACAGAGGCGAUACGUUCAUUGGUUACGUGUGCAAGUGUCCACAAGGCUUUAGUGGAGUUCACUGCCAGCGCAAUAUCAAUGAAUGUGAAAAGGAUCCUUGUAAGAAUGGGGGAAUUUGCACUGAUCAGGUUGCUAACUACUCUUGUGAAUGCCCAGGGGAGUACAUGGGAAGGAAUUGUCAAUACAAAUGUUCUGGACCACUGGGCAUGGAGGGCGGUAUAAUCUCCAACCAACAGAUAACAGCCUCCUCCACCCACCGUGCUCUCUUUGGCUUGCAGAAGUGGUACCCAUACUUUGCACGCCUCAACAAGAAGGGCCUGGUCAACGCCUGGACGGCUGCCGAGAAUGACAGAUGGCCAUGGAUCCAGAUAAACCUCCAGAGGAGAAUGAGGGUUACAGGCCUGAUUACCCAAGGUGCCAAACGUAUCGGCAGCCCAGAGUAUGUCAAGUCAUACAAAGUAGCCUACAGCGAUGAUGGGAAGACCUGGAGAACAUACAAAGUCAAGGGCAAAGAUGAGGAUAUGAUUUUCAGGGGAAAUGUUGACAACAACGCUCCAUCAGCCAACUCUUUUACACCUCCCAUUGAAGCCCAAUUUGUGCGCGUUUACCCCCAAGUUUGCAGGAGGCAUUGUACCUUACGCAUGGAGCUGCUUGGCUGCGAGCUGACAGGCUGUUCUGAACCACUGGGGAUGAAGUCAGGCCAUGUGCAAGAUUAUCAGGUCACGGCUUCCAGCAUUUUCCGAACACUCAACAUGGACAUGUUCACUUGGGAACCUGGAAAAGCCCGUUUGGACAAACAGGGCAAGGUCAAUGCCUGGACAGCUGGACACAGUGACCAGUCACAGUGGCUACAGGUGGACCUGCUUGUGCCAACCAAGGUUACAGGGAUCAUCACACAAGGAGCUAAAGACUUUGGCCACGUCCAGUUUGUUGGCUCAUACAAACUGGCUUACAGUAACGAUGGAGAGCGAUGGAGUGUAUAUCAAGAUCAGAAACAAGGAAAAGACAAGGUCUUCCAGGGCAACUUUGACAACGACACACACAGAAAGAAUGUGAUAGAUCCCCCAGUCUACGCUCGGUUUGUGCGGAUCCUUCCCUGGUCAUGGUACGGCAGGAUCACUUUGCGUGUAGAAAUACUGGGAUGCACAGAGCAAGAGUGAUGUCUCUCCCUUCUCCAUCUUUCUGUCAAUCAUCCCCCUCUUCUUUGGAAUACUGGAAUAUAUCAAGCAGUUGCUAAAACAUAAACUGUUCAACCUGUAAAAAGAAAUUAAUUUCCAAUAUUUUUUUUCAAGGAAUAAGCAUAUAGGUUGUGGUGGGGUCUUGUUAGUUCUUUUGUACAAUGAUUUCAAACCUGCCUCCUGUUUCACUGUUUCAGUUUCCUACUUAAAAGCGUGAUCUUUGUCUUUUUAUUCCUCUCAAAAAUUGCCAUCCUGUUUGGAAUGAACUUCUGUAAGAUAUUUGGGUCAGGGUUAGGGGUCACAAUGGGGUCUCACUGUGGUUUUACUGUGGAAGCUAUUGUACAGUGUCACUUUUUAACAAAGACGUUAAAACUGUCUGUCGUGCUUCAUGGGACAUUAUUAACCAACUUUGUAUCAUGACUAAACUGUCCAAGGAAGAAAAUAUAAUGAAACAUGUUUUGAAUUUCAUAAUUGAACCCCCUUCAAGCCAUGAAUACCUUCAAAGGAAAACAUUCAUCACAAUAUUAUUGACAUACCUGUAUUAUAUGUAAAAGAUUAAGAAACUGCAUGGUACAUGAAUUAUAAAUGUAUAUUAUGACAAAUCAUGAAAAACCUCCAGUCCUGAGAGCAAAUAGCUUUGAAUUAGGGACAUAUUUUUAUGUGCAUUUUUAAGUAGUUCUGACACAUUACUUUAAACUUAUAAAGAUUAGUGCUUUGUGAGACAACAAGCAAACACUGCGGGUAAAAACUUCUACUGCAGCACUUACACUGAAGCUUACGGGCUUUAUUUAUUUAUCUGAUUCGUUGCUCCCUAUUUCUGAUUAUAGCUGGUCUUUUUCUAAAACAUGCUCAUUCCUUUUUUCUACUCUCUUGUCAGAUUUAUGAAAUGUGUUGUAACGUCCUCAUGUUGUCUUGAAGAACUAAGAUGAAUUGAUUCAAGAGCUCAGGAUAGAUAUCAUUCACAAUACUCCCACAUAUAUUACCACUUGAAUUAUGUUUGGCCAGCUAAGCAUACUAUGAAUUUAUUGUACACAGAAAAUAGCAGAUGAGGGAAAGAAAUUACUAAAGUCAUCAGCAUAAUGUACAUACAUCAAAUAGUAAAGUUUUUUAUGUCUUAUAAUGAAAAGAAAAUAUUUGCUAAUUUUCAAAAGAAAACAAAUCAGGACUGUGUUAAUAAAAGUGUGUAAUUUGAUCGAACAUUGAUGAUGGGCUAUACCAACAAUAGAGAACUCUAGUGUUUAUUGCAGGGUACCUAAGUUUUAAGGUUUUGUGUUAAAACUGUACUUUUAUGUAAAGUAAUGCUUGCAGGACACAAAACUACAUAGAAUAAUUACAUAGGCAUUACAGAUGUGCUAUAAUACCAGUCGGGUCAAAAGUUUAUAACUUUGUUGCACUAUUUUGUAUUUUAUUUGCAUUUCACAAGAAAUGCACUGCUUUGGGAGAAACAACAUCAUUACAGCAUCAGUUUUCCACAUAUACAUGCUGUUAAUAGGCGACGAGAUCUCCAACUAAGAAAGGCUGACGUGUUUUUCACAAAGGACCAGGCAGAAUACAUACCACACACACAUAGGUCCUAAAUCGCCGCAGGUAUUACUUAUUUUCAUACUAUGUUGUGUAGAAAUUCGGCCUACACCAACAAAGAUUCCCUCACCUUUGCAGACUGAGUGACAUAGAGGCUCUCUCAGCAUUGGGUAAAACCUGUUUUUAUUAAUAAAAUUAUUUGACCAAUUGGAGGUACUCAGAUUUUGUACAAAGUAAUAAAAUUUCAUUAAAAAUGGGUAGAUAAUAAGUAUAACUUACAAAACUAUGAUGGUACAUCGCAGCAAAAUUAAAUUACUGUGCACCAUCAGAACUGAAAUUUCACACCCUUUAUCCCAAUACAAAUACACUGUACAAAUGGAGACUCAUCAUAUGGAAAACAUAUAGUGUACUUCAGAGAUUAGAUUGAGCUUGAUGUUUCAGGAAAUGGUUUUCAUUUCUCUACCUUUCAAGUCGAGAAAAGUACAAUUUUUUAUUAUGUGACAAAUUAAGAAACAGUGUGAUUGUUUCUUUUACAUUUAUGCAGUUUUUUUUUUCUGCAUAAAGUCGCUUUUACUGUUUGGGUGAGAAAAAAAACACGCUUUGUUGGCUAUUCUGUAGUUAAAAGUUGGUCUGCCAAAAUUAGUGAGUGCUACAUUCAGAUAUGUGCCACAAAUGAUUUGAUUUAUGGUUCGUCGGCUCUCAAAAGUUCUCUCAACAGCCAAAUAGUUUGUCUGCAUGUUUUUCUCUAAUGACCACAGUUGUUUACAUUAUUUCAUCUGAAAACCUGCAAGUUAAAAUUGACUCCAAACAUUUUCCUACUGAAGUCUAUUCUAAAAUAAUCAAGACAAGUCCAAAAUUUCAAUAAGAUUUACGUAGUGUGGUUUUGUGCCAGGAAAUUUUUUUGAAGUUAAAAAUCUCCCAGUAAUGUUUGUAAUAAGUUGGAAAAGUGGAGCUGAUCCGAGCAUACGCAGUAUAUUAAACACUUGUGUGAUACCCGUCUACUUUGUAAUGUCGCUGAUAUUAAAGGAAUGACUUUGAACAAUUCACUUGUGUAAGUUACACUGAACGCCUUUGCUGUAGAUUGUCAUUGUGUGAAAACUGUUCUUAGUGUGAAUCAGUGACUGCCACUCUGUAGGUUUGUGGGCAGAGAAUAAACGCAUUAAUUGUGUCUCACAAUUUUUUGGGCUAUUUAAAUUGUGAUCCGUAAAUGCUUUAUUGCCAAAUAACUGUCGUGGCCAAAACCUGCACUGAUCAAUCUUUGUAACCAGCUUUUACUUUCAGCAUGUAUGAUGGAGCAGGGCUGCUACAAAGUUUCCAGGACGUUUGCAUGAUGUACAAAUGAAAACAGUACAGUAUAACAAAGAUGUCCACCCCACACAAUCUUUCUUCAUAUAUAUCUGCAGUGUAACUAAUUUUUACUUUACACCUCCUGUCAGUUUGUCUUGCACAUUGUAAAACUUCAUUUAACAUGUUCAAAAUGGAAGCAAAGUGAGAAGCCAUGCUGUCUUUGUAUUUCUGUGUCAUCUGUUCACAAAUCGUUUCUUACCUCCUAUGUCUACAUCUAGAAAAGUAAGCAGUUUGAACACUGGUUAGGUUUAAUCCUGCAUAUAGGGGGGAGAGACUGUACAGUAAAAAAAAAUGUUGCUUCAAACAAACUCUUUCAGUUUGACAAAUAAAAACAUAUGUGUGAAAAUA
Poeciliopsis prolifica (blackstripe livebearer) is the source of this 4882-nucleotide messenger RNA. Its product is annotated as EGF-like repeat and discoidin I-like domain-containing protein 3. Bases 341 to 1648 code for a protein of 435 amino acids. The transcript is spliced from 10 exons. Gene Ontology annotation, molecular function: calcium ion binding. NCBI's taxonomy places the organism in Eukaryota, Metazoa, Chordata, Actinopteri, Cyprinodontiformes, Poeciliidae. The record is from RefSeq and is a predicted model, not a curated record.